Oncorhynchus nerka (sockeye salmon) is the source of this 1354-nucleotide messenger RNA. RefSeq names its product CCN family member 1. Gene Ontology annotation, biological process: signal transduction; cell adhesion. The record is from RefSeq and is a predicted model, not a curated record. Gene Ontology annotation, molecular function: integrin binding; heparin binding. Bases 192 to 1340 code for a protein of 382 amino acids. The transcript is spliced from 5 exons. NCBI's taxonomy places the organism in Eukaryota, Metazoa, Chordata, Actinopteri, Salmoniformes, Salmonidae. Gene Ontology annotation, cellular component: extracellular matrix; extracellular region.
GCAAAAAUGAAUCGAUUAAAAUGUGUCGAUGUUAAUAUUCUAGGAAGAACACAACACAUUAACUUUGGAAUUACUGCGCCUUGUUUGACAGUUCCUGUUGUGGGGUUUUGUACGUGGACGAAAACAACAAUUAUCUUCUUGUGGCAGAAGUUAUAUUUUUUUAUUUUUUCAUUCAAUUGUCAUUUGACAACAUGAGGACGUUAAUAUUGCUUGUUCUGUUUCAAAUGACGACUAUUGCCUUGGUGAGAGCUGGCUGCCCUGUGAUGUGUGAGUGCCCGGCAGGACCCCCCUCCUGUCCCCCGGGGGUCAGCUCUGUACCUGGCGGCUGUGGCUGCUGUAAGGUGUGUGCUGCCCAGCUCAACCAGGACUGCCACGACUCACACCCCUGUGACCACCACAAGGGGCUGGAGUGUAACUAUGGCAAUGACGUGGGCCACACUCAUGGCAUCUGCAGGGCGAAGCUCGAGGGUCGCCCCUGCGAAUACAACGGACGGAUCUACCAGAACGGGGAGAAUUUCCGGGCUGGCUGCAAGCACCAGUGUACGUGCAUUGACGGGGCGGUGGGCUGCGUGCCCCUGUGUCCCAGCCACGUGCCCCUGGCUUCGCCAUCCUGCCCUGCCCCUCGCAUGGUCAAGGUGCCUGGGCAGUGCUGCCUCCGUAUCGACUGCCACAAGGGCUCAUCCAUUGUACCCCCAGUACACGGGCACCCACUGCCUCCAGCCUACCCGCCUUUCCCCUUCAUGCCCCACCCUGCCUACAAGCCAUACCACUACAAACCCAAGGAUACCAUGGGAAACGAGCUGGUGGAGGUAGAGAAGACGUGGGACAAGCUGCGCAGGCACAAGCACCUGGCGGCAUGGAGGCAGUUUGGAGGGCAGUGUGUGGUCCAGACCACGAGCUGGUCCCAAUGCUCACGCAGCUGUGGGAUGGCUGUGUCCUCUCGUGUCACCAAUGACAACGCCCAGUGUAAGCUAGUGAAGGAGACGCGUCUGUGCAACAUCCGGCCCUGCAGCUCCAUGUCCAUCCCCAUCAAGAAAGGGAGGAAGUGCUCCCGUACCCACAAGGCCCCAGAGCCCCUGCGUCUGUCCUAUGCUGGCUGCCGCAGCACGCGUCUCUACCGGCCCAACUACUGCGGCGUAUGUGUGGACGGCCGCUGCUGCUCGCCCCGACACACACGCACUGCCUCCGUAACCUUUGCCUGCCCUGAUGGCGAGCGCUUCGACCACUCCGUCAUGUUCGUGCAGUCCUGCAAGUGCAGUGAUAAGUGCAGUCAUCUGAACGAGGCUGCCCUCCCGCCCCAGCAGUGGCUCUACGGAGACACACACAAGUUCACCGACUAGCGUCCCCUUCAAAU